This is a messenger RNA of Acinonyx jubatus (cheetah), 624 nucleotides long. It is a transcript of the gene BOLA1, whose product is annotated as bolA family member 1. Bases 144 to 557 code for a protein of 137 amino acids. The transcript has 2 exons. Gene Ontology annotation, cellular component: mitochondrion. NCBI's taxonomy places the organism in Eukaryota, Metazoa, Chordata, Mammalia, Carnivora, Felidae. The record is from RefSeq and is a predicted model, not a curated record.
GUGGCGUCUGCCCAGGCUACUAUCGCGUAGUCAGAACUCCAUUUCCCAGCGUGCCUCAAGACGCGGGGUCCGCAUUUCGCCGAGAACUUCAGGAGUCGGGUUUCUGAGCGACGACUGCGGUAGCCAAGGCUGAGUGGAAGCGGAUGCUGAGUGUGCAGCUGGUCGGGCGCCUGUUCGCGAUGGCCGGUCGUGUCUGUCUGUCCCGGAGCAGCGCUGGGUUGGGGACUGUCGGUCCCGUCGAGACAGCCAUUCGCACGAAGUUAGAGCAGGCCCUGAACCCCGAGGUGCUGGAGCUGCGCAACGAGAGCGGCGGCCAUGCGGUCCCACCGGGCAGCGAGACACAUUUCCGCGUGGCGGUGGUGAGCUCUCGCUUUGAGGGACUGAGCCCCUUGCAACGGCAUCGGCUGGUCCACGCUGCGCUGUCUGAGGAGCUGGCUGGGCCGGUCCACGCAUUGGCCAUACAGGCACGGACCCCCGCCCAGUGGAAGGAGAACCCACAACUGGACGCAAGCCCCCCUUGCCUGGGUGGGAGCAAGAAAACUCGCGGAACCCCCUGAGCCCCCAGAGAGGGAAGACUAGGAUCCUAAUGGUUUGGGAAUAAACUGCGGGCUUUCUUCCCUUCAA